UAUAAUCUCUUGUCCAAGAUUCAAACCCGCUUGUGAGCUCUCUCCCCAGUAGAGCUCCCACCACAGGCAAAACCGCUGCCAGUACAAAUAUUUCAAUGGAGUUCUAAAGCUGUUGCGCGGAGCAAUGGCUAAUGAUUUGAUCCCACGUUUCUACGCGCGUACACUCCUAUUCUUCAUGGAGAUAGAGAGAGAGAUAGGGAAGGAGUCGAGGACUGCCGGCGGCGGCGGCAGCGGCGGCGGAGGGGGAAGGGGGAAGCGUGAAUUGACUAAAGAAUCCCUAAUUGCCUACUCGAUUAGAUUGGUAAGGACGAUUCCUUUUAACUAUACGAGAAACAGAAAACUAUAAGAACAUGUGGAGGUUUUUCUCCUGAAAAAAGUGAACAGUUAGAUCUCGGUGGAAAAUUAGGGCUUAUGUAACUUACCCAAUUGAUUGGGACACAAGGCUCGAUUUGGUUUGGUAGAACUGAAAGUGGAUAGAGGAUUGGGAUUUGGGUGGAUUGAGAUAAACUUGAAAGCCUAGUUCCAAAAAAAAAAUAAAGAAAAAGAGAGAACUUUGAAAAACCCAGUUUUAAUUUAAUUUUAGAAAUCGUACCAAUGAAAACAUCAGUAGGGGCAAAAAAUAAGAAGACAAAAAUAAACUAGCCCUUAAAAUUCUAAUCUGUUUAGAAUCCUACUCUCUUCGGUUUUCCUUGUCCCACGCUGGCAGGAAGUAGCUCUACUCCAUUAACAUUCCAUUCUCUGUCUUAUUUAUUCGAUAUAUACUGUUCAGUUUUCCUUCUCAAUCUCUAGUAGAAAUUUACUUGACGAAUACCCAGCACACUCCAUUGCCUGUCUAUUGUCUUUGAUUUCUAAGGCAACAACCUCUCUCAUACUCCUAGGAUGACAACAGAUGCUAUUUGGGGGAUAAUUUUGCUUUCCAUAUUGGUGAUAAGUUUUCUCUCAACUUGCAUCUGCAUUGGGAGGUAUUCCAGGGAGAAAGAAACUGAACUCGUCGAGAAGAGCAAAAACAACAAAAGUAACAUCAGAAGAGGCAGUGAUGUGGUCAUUUGGAUGGGAGAUGGUGGUGCUUUAUCUUCCACAGCUACCACAACAGCUGUAACCGGCAGCGCUAGUGGCGGGCAUCAUCACCACCACCACCACCACCACCACAAUGGCGGUGGAGCUGUAGUCGGCAGCGCUAGUGGUGGGCAUCAUGGUGCACACCACCAUGGCGCAGGAUGCGGCGGUGGUGGAGGAUGCGGCGGUGGUGGUGGUGGUGGAGGAGGAUGCGGUGGCGGAGGGUGCGGGGGUGGCUCUUGAGGUUAAGCCAAGUUAUGCUUCCCCCUAAAUUGGUGGCACAGUUAUAUGUUCUCUUUAGUUGAUGUGUACAACCUUCCUUUCCGGAAUUCUCAUCUCCUUGAAUAGAGUUUAGUUUGGAUUUAGGUAUGCUCCUAAUGCCGUGUUCUUGUGUACAUAUAUUUUUUCAUGCUUGGUGUGUUCUUCUAUAACAUGGAAAAUGUCCGUGCCGUUGAUAUAUUCGCCGAAUUUCGUUUACAUACUUUCGUAAAUUAAAGACUUGUUACAUUCUUGUGGCA
Rhododendron vialii is the source of this 1574-nucleotide messenger RNA. RefSeq names its product glycine-rich cell wall structural protein 1.0-like. The record is from RefSeq and is a predicted model, not a curated record. NCBI's taxonomy places the organism in Eukaryota, Viridiplantae, Streptophyta, Magnoliopsida, Ericales, Ericaceae. The transcript is spliced from 3 exons. Bases 880 to 1299 code for a protein of 139 amino acids.